AGACUGUUAUCAAAAUGCAGUAAUGGCUUCCUGGUACAGACCUCGACACCAUUUAACGAGAAGCGAAAUCGACGAGCUCUUCAGACGAAGCGAGAAAUACAUACGAGAGAAUGAUUACAGAUUCGGUCCUCUACCUUAUGUGUGGCGGGAUGAACCUACACAGUACUGGGAUAAAAUAGAAAGAUUUAUGAUUCCCUACUUAAAAGACCACAAUGGAGAUCCACGGUCAUCUAUAAACGGGAAUCUUUAUGGACUUUUCUUCGGAUGUGCUCUCGAUAAAACUUCACUUCAACCACCUACCACUUCCUAUUUUGGAAAUGAAAGAUUAAUGAUUGCAUCCAACUUGAUAUAUAAUGACUGGAAGAAUGUGUAUUUCGCUGAUUUUUACUGUCAUUACGAAGUCCAUUACGUCACGUUGGUUAUAACGUCACCGGGCUCUUGUGCAGAUUCCUUCUGUAAACGACACUAUUUAAAAAAACUUAAUUCUAUUGACAACCCCUUCAUCGUGGUGGAUGAAUCUGAAUUAUUUGUUACACUAGGGGUUAACGUAGAACUGUUUUACACGGAUUCUGUUGAUAUUUCAUCCAUACUCUAUCAUAAUCUUGGAAACUUUUCAUACGUUCGAACAUGUGGCUGUGGACACAGCAAACCUGAAGGGAUUCCAAAAAAUCCAGACUGCCCCUUAUGUAACUUGCGCGGAUCCAUGAAUUUUUUCCAAGAUUGGUCCAUGUCUACGCAAAAAGACAUUCUGACUAGGAAAUCAUUUGACAAGCAAGUAAAAAAAAUUGAAAACUUUUAA
Molecule: messenger RNA, 799 nt
Organism: Saccostrea echinata
Lineage: Eukaryota; Metazoa; Mollusca; Bivalvia; Ostreida; Ostreidae
Product: phytanoyl-CoA hydroxylase-interacting protein-like
Exons: 2
Coding region: 23-799 (258 amino acids)
Source: RefSeq, a predicted model, not a curated record